Molecule: messenger RNA, 804 nt
Organism: Exophiala dermatitidis NIH/UT8656
Lineage: Eukaryota; Fungi; Ascomycota; Eurotiomycetes; Chaetothyriales; Herpotrichiellaceae
Product: monothiol glutaredoxin
Exons: 4
Coding region: 1-804 (267 amino acids)
Molecular function (GO): 2 iron, 2 sulfur cluster binding
Source: RefSeq, a predicted model, not a curated record
AUGGCAAGCCUCACAGAGGUCGACUCCGAAGCCGGCUUCGAGCAAAUCAUCAAAACCGCCUCGCCCACCACCCUCUUCGUCUUAUACUUCCACACACCCUGGGCGGCGCCAUGCGCACAGAUGAACACGAUCCUCACGACCCUCGCCUCCACAUACCCAGCCGACUCGGACAUUCGGUUUCUGUCCAUCAACGCCGAAGAACUCGCCGACGUCUCCGAGUCAUACGAUGUGACGGCCGUGCCGUUCCUGGUGCUACAACGGGACGGAAAGGUGUUGGAGACGGUCAGCGGCAGCGACGCCGCCAAGGUUCGCGCCGUGGUUGAGAAAUAUGCUGGUGCUGGCCGGACCGGGACCGGUGGUGGGAUCCCGCCGCAGCUACAGGCCACUGCGCCGCCGCAGGCGAAUGGCAAUGCUGAUGCUACGAAACAACAAUCCUCGAUGACGACGGCGACGUCCGGAGCAGAUGUCCAGCAGUCCCAGGACGAGUUGAAUGAGAGAUUGGCGAAGUUGGUUAAAGCUGCACCAGUUAUGCUCUUUAUGAAAGGAACGCCGAGUGCUCCGCAGUGCGGGUUCAGUCGACAGCUCGUCAGCAUCCUGCGAGAGAAUCAAGUUAAAUACGGGUUCUUCAACAUCCUAGCCGAUAACGAUGUCCGCGAAGGUCUAAAGGUCUUUUCGGAUUGGCCCACUUUCCCACAACUGUAUACAAACGGCGAACUGGUCGGUGGUUUGGAUAUUGUCCGAGAAGAGUUGGAAGCCGAUCCGGACUUUUUCAAACCGUUUGCCGCGCCCGCUCCUAGCUCUUAG